AUGGCUGUUCCAGGAAAGGCGGCAGCUUUCCAUCUGCCUCCCCUGCCAACUGUUGGAGAGAUUAUUAAGCUCUUUCGCCUUAAAGCACAGAAACAACUUUCCCAGAACUUUCUACUGGAUUUGCGAUUGACAGACAAGAUAGUGAGACAAGCUGGUGAGCUGAAAAAUGCCUAUGUUUGCGAAGUGGGCCCUGGGCCAGGAGGUAUUACCAGAUCCAUUCUUAGUGCUGGUGUUGAACAACUCCUUUUAAUUGAAAAAGAUGCUCGAUUUAUUCCAGGAUUGCAGAUGUUAUCAGAAGCAGCUCCAGGAAAAGUACGCAUUGUUCAUGGAGAUAUUCUGACAUAUAAAAUGGAGAAGGCUUUUCCAAAGCACUUAAAAAAGAACUGGGAGGAUGAGCCACCAGAUAUCCAUAUCAUUGGGAAUCUGCCCUUCAGUGUUUCAACUCCUCUAAUCAUCAAAUGGCUUGAAAAUGUUUCCAAAAAGGAUGGACCUUUCAUUUAUGGCAGGACACAGAUGACAUUGACUUUUCAGAAGGAAGUUGCAGAGAGGCUUACAGCUAAUCCAGGAGGUAAGCAGCUCAGCAGACUGUCCAUCAUGUCUCAGCAUCUCUGCACUGUUGAAAACUGUUUUGUGAUUCCAGGUCAAGCCUUCGUUCCAAAGCCAGAGGUGGAUGUGGCUGUGGUGCAUUUCACUCCACUGGUGCAACCAAAGAUACAGCAGCCAUUCGAGCUAGUAGAAAAAGUGGUUCAAAGUGUUUUUCAGUUCAGAAGAAAAUACUGCUUCCGUGGACUCGAGACUUUGUUUCCUGAAAACGGACGUUUGAAAAGAACAGAGCAGCUGAUGAUGACAGCAAAUGUUGAUCCAACUCUGCGUCCUUUUCAGCUCUCCAUGUCACACUUUAGAAAUCUGUGCAAUACAUACAGGAAAAUGUGCGAUGAAGACCCAAGCCUUUUUGUGUACAAUUACAGAGAAGAACUAAGGCAAAAGAAGAUGAGGAAGAGUUUAUGUAAAAGUACUAGUCAGCCCCAACAGAUUGAAGAGGAAGACCAGCUGUAA
This is a messenger RNA of Charadrius vociferus (killdeer), 1056 nucleotides long. It is a transcript of the gene TFB1M, whose product is annotated as transcription factor B1, mitochondrial. The transcript has 7 exons. Gene Ontology annotation, biological process: rRNA methylation; transcription initiation at mitochondrial promoter. The coding region runs from base 1 to 1056 and encodes 351 amino acids. Gene Ontology annotation, cellular component: mitochondrial matrix. NCBI's taxonomy places the organism in Eukaryota, Metazoa, Chordata, Aves, Charadriiformes, Charadriidae. Gene Ontology annotation, molecular function: rRNA (adenine-N6,N6-)-dimethyltransferase activity; mitochondrial transcription factor activity. The record is from RefSeq and is a predicted model, not a curated record.